Messenger RNA from Brassica oleracea var. oleracea, 2374 nucleotides. RefSeq names its product myosin-11-like. Lineage: Eukaryota; Viridiplantae; Streptophyta; Magnoliopsida; Brassicales; Brassicaceae. Gene Ontology annotation, molecular function: ATP binding; actin filament binding; microfilament motor activity. The transcript is spliced from 10 exons. Gene Ontology annotation, cellular component: actin cytoskeleton; myosin complex; vesicle. The record is from RefSeq and is a predicted model, not a curated record. Bases 1733 to 2374 code for a protein of 213 amino acids. Gene Ontology annotation, biological process: actin filament organization; vesicle transport along actin filament; pollen tube growth.
CUUAGUACCUCUCUCGUUUUCCUCCUCGCCGGCAAAGUUUCCGUCGUUGUUUCUCUUCACUCUCCCACCACGAAGAAUCUAAGGGGGGGCGAUGAAGCAAGCAAGCCCCUUCUUCCGUCGCGGAGAGCACUUCUUCGAUGACCUCUCCCGCUCCAAUUUCUGUUACGAAUCGUUCGGAUUACAUAUCCUCCUCGGACGAGGAAUACCAAAAGUGCAGUCGAAUUCUCAGUCCAGUGACGAUCCGCGGAAGGUGAUGUUACAGAGGCUGGCUGAGCUUGUCACAGGGCAUAUGGGUGGGGGGAUCUGCGGAAGAUUGAGUAUUGACAAGGUGGACUGAAAAAAAGAAAUGAGUUCAAGGCAGCAGUGAACACUUGUAUAUGCCCUCUUGGCUCUUGGCCUCUCCAGGCAUCGUGCUCUGCUUUUCAAGGCAAUUUCUUGAACCCUCUCUUUCUGGAUUUAGUGUCUUUUCUUUUAAUCCCAUUUCCUUUUCCUUGUGUCUGGCUAGUUAUGAACUUCUUGACUGAUGGACUGAUUUUAAAUGAAAUCAUUAUGUGAGCGAAAGCCUUUUUGCUGUGAAUUUUGUUAGCCCGAGUGGAUGGCUCCAGAAGUUUUACGCAAUGAGCCUUCAAAUGGAAACAACAUUGAGAUUGCCUUGGCGAGGAAUGAACCCGAUGCAAGUAGUAGGAGCAGUUGGUUUCCAGAAUCGCAGGCUUGAGAUCCCAAAGGAGGGAAGAAUCAUCUUGGGAAUGUUGGCAAACGUAACUCGUAGAUUCGAAUCUGUGGCCCUCCUUUGCUCACUGACGGAAGUCCUGAACCAGCUCGUGCUUCCUUCACCACAAGAGUUUCCAACUGUGAAUAUAUGAAAGACGGAAAAGCCGCCAUGCUGUGCUUAAUAUUAUUGGGUUUUUAACUUGGGCUCCUCUGUUUCCCACAAUGGACGCUUAUCGCUCUGAGGCCAAAGCUUUUCCAUCAGUAUCAUCAUUCCAAUAUACGGUUCGAUUAUAAAAUUUAAUAGUAUUGUUUGUUUACCACUAUUUUUUCUUAUCCAUAUCAACUUGUGUUCCUAAUCAUAGUGCCUAUUUUAACCCAUACAGAAAACUGAUAUCCAGUGGAUAUUGGUUUGUAUUGUUCUUCUAAUUUUGGAUCAUAUAAAUCACAAUUAGUGAUUAUGGGACGAAAAUGAUAUAUUGAGAGACUUGGGGGUAGAUAGAGUAAAUAGAUACUCUCGAAGGAGAGAGUGUACGUGGAGUGCUAGAGAAAGUGAGUGAUUAGGGUCCACGAAUUGGCGCGAAUUCCAUGGGGAUGAAAGAAGAAACUCACCGAAGUCGAAGGAUGAACAACAAUGUCACUUUCUCUCUCUCUUAUUUUUUUUUGUUUACUCAUUCCUACAGUCGCUCCUUCGCUUCUUUUCUUCUUCUCUCCUUAUUUUUUUCCGAUCUCCCAGUUUCAUUGUUCUAUUUCAGUUUCUGGUGAUCCCAUCAUUUUUUUUUUGUUCUGUGUGGUGAUCUUAUUCCUCUGAACGUGGUAAUAUAUCGGUGAUUUGAUUUUGUUUUGUCGGAAACUGUAAUCGUUUUGUCCGAAUCCCUCUCCGGUGUGUCUGUUUGUCUAGAAAUCUACAGAUUUUUAGGUUUCUUGCGUAACAAGUCACUAUACUGUGGAAAAAUGUCCCAAAAAAUGGAUCUCCUUCACUUGUAAUCAUUGUGAAGAAGAAAAGACUGACCAAUAUUGAACAAUGGGAACUCCAGUAAACAUUAUUGUCGGUUCUCAUGUUUGGGUUGAAGACUCAGACGUGGCUUGGAUUGAUGGUGAGGUUGAAAAGCUCACUGGAGAAGAAGUUGUGAUCCAAGCCACAACUGGAAAGAAGAUCACUGCAAAGUUGUCAAAGAUAUACCCAAAGGAUGUGGAAGCUCCUGCAGGUGGUGUUGAUGACAUGACAAAGCUGUCUUACCUGCACGAACCUGGUGUCCUUCAGAACUUAAAGAUCAGAUAUGAACUUAAUGAGAUCUAUACAUACACAGGAAACAUCCUUAUAGCGAUUAAUCCUUUUCAACGGUUGCCUCACAUCUACGAUGCCCAUAUGAUGCAACAAUACAAAGGAGCACCUUUUGGAGAACUAAAUCCUCAUGUUUUUGCUGUCGCUGAUGUUGCAUACAGGGCCAUGAUUAACGAAGGGAAGAGCAAUUCGAUUCUUGUAAGUGGUGAGAGCGGAGCUGGAAAAACUGAAACCACUAAGAUGCUUAUGAGAUACCUUGCGUAUUUAGGAGGUCGUGCAGUUACAGAGGGAAGGACUGUUGAACAACAAGUUCUUGAAUCAAAUCCUGUUCUCGAAGCCUUUGGUAAUGCAAAAACUGUGAGGAAUAACAACUCAAGCUGA